CCGCCGACAGCGCGCCGAAGCGUGCGCGCGCGCCCCCGCUAGAAGCUCCGAUCGGUCUCGGGAGCGCGCUCUGUGUGGCCGCUGCCGCCAUGUUGUUGUGGUUGUGAGAAGGCGGCGGCGGCGGCGGCGGCGGCGGCGGCGGGAGCGGCGGCAGCGGAGUAGCCGGCGGAGACGCUCCAGCGGCCCAGGCGCUGCCCCACGCCGGCCCUGGCUGGCAGCCUCGUGGGGUGGCGGAGGAGGCCGUGCGGUGGCGGGCCUCGCCAUGUCCUGCCACCUGGUCUCAAGCAGAAGAGAAGGAAGAGCCUUGUUAGAGACUGGAGAAGGACGGGGUCUCUCCUGCCCUGGCCUGGUCAUGGAUGAAGAGAUGCGACACAGCCUGGAGUGCAUCCAAGCCAAUCAGAUUUUUCCCAGGAAGCAGCUGAUUCGGGAGGAUGAGAAUCUUCAGGUUCCUUUUCUUGAACUUCAUGGAGAGAGCACAGAGUAUGUGGGCCGUGCUGAGGAUGCCAUCAUUGCCCUUUCUAAUUACAGACUUCACAUCAAGUUUAAGGAGUCUCUUGUUAAUGUUCCAUUACAGCUUAUAGAAAGUGUUGAAUGCCGUGAUAUAUUCCAGCUUCAUUUGACGUGCAAAGACUGCAAAGUUAUCAGGUGUCAGUUCCCAACCUUUGAGCAGUGUCAAGAUUGGCUGAAGAGAUUGAACAAUGCAAUCCGACCACCUGGUAAAAUAGAAGAUCUCUUCUCAUUUGCAUACCAUGCUUGGUGCAUGGAGGUCUACGCCAGUGAAAAGGAGCAACAUGGAGACUUGUGCAGACCAGGGGAGCAUGUAACGUCAAGGUUUAAGAAUGAAGUGGAACGGAUGGGUUUUGAUAUGAACAAUGCCUGGAGGAUUUCCAACAUCAAUGAGAAAUACAAAUUAUGUGGUAGCUAUCCACAAGAGCUCAUAGUACCUGCCUGGAUCACUGACAAAGAACUAGAAAGUGUGGCAGGCUUCCGAUCCUGGAAGCGCAUCCCUGCUGUCAUCUACAGGCACCAGAGCAAUGGAGCUGUCAUUGCCCGCUGCGGACAGCCGGAGGUUAGCUGGUGGGGCUGGCGAAAUGCUGAUGAUGAGCAUCUGGUGCAGUCAGUGGCCAAAGCCUGUGCUUGUGACUCUCAAUCAAGUAUCAGCAAGGUUUCCACUAGGAACAGUUGUCGGGACUUUCCCAAUGGCGGAGAUCUUUCUGAUGUGGAGUUCGAUUCCUCUCUGUCAAAUGCUUCAGGAGCAGAAAGUUUAGCUCUCCAGCCACAAAAACUUCUGAUCUUGGAUGCACGUUCCUAUGCAGCAGCUGUGGCAAAUCGAGCCAAAGGAGGAGGCUGUGAGUGCCCAGAGUAUUACCCAAACUGUGAAGUUGUGUUUAUGGGAAUGGCAAAUAUCCAUUCUAUCCGGAGGAGUUUCCAGUCUCUACGACUGCUGUGCACACAGAUGCCAGAUCCUGGAAAUUGGCUUUCAGCUCUUGAGAGUACAAAAUGGCUCCAUCACCUGUCAGUGCUCUUGAAGUCAGCACUUCUUGUAGUGCAUGCUGUGGACCGUGAUCAACGCCCAGUGCUAGUGCACUGCUCAGAUGGCUGGGAUCGCACGCCCCAGAUUGUGGCCUUGGCUAAGCUCCUGCUGGACCCUUACUACCGAACAGUAGAGGGUUUCCAAGUCCUUGUGGAGAUGGAAUGGCUGGAUUUUGGCCAUAAGUUUGCUGACCGGUGUGGUCAUGGGGAGAACUCAGAUGACCUGAACGAGCGUUGCCCAGUGUUUCUGCAGUGGCUUGACUGCGUUCAUCAGCUUCAGAGGCAAUUUCCUUGCUCUUUUGAGUUCAAUGAAGCAUUCCUUGUGAAACUGGUACAGCAUACCUAUUCCUGCCUCUUUGGAACAUUCCUGUGCAACAACGCCAAGGAGAGAGGGGAAAAGCAGACUCAGGAACGGACAUGCUCUGUGUGGUCACUUCUUCGGGCAGGCAACAAAGCUUUCAAAAACCUACUGUAUUCAUCUCAGUCAGAAGCUGUACUAUACCCCGUGUGCCAUGUGCGGAAUCUGAUGCUAUGGAGUGCAGUAUACCUUCCCUGCCCAUCUCCAUCUACUCCCACAGAUGACAGCUGUGGACCAUACCCAGCCCCAGGCACCAGCCCUGAUGACCCCCCCUUGAGCCGGCUACCCAAGACUAGAUCAUUUGACAAUCUGACCACAGCCUGUGACAACAUGGUGCCGCUGGCCAGCCGGCGCAGCAGUGACCCCAGCCUGAAUGAGAAGUGGCAGGAGCAUGGGCGCUCACUGGAGCUGAGCAGCUUUGCUGGGUCUGGGGAAGAGGCGCCUGCUGUGGACAGCCUGCGGAAGCCCAGCAGGCUGCUCGGAGGUGCUGAGCUCUCUGUAGCGGCUGGUGUGGCUGAAGGGCAGAUGGAGAACAUUUUGCAAGAAGCCACCAAAGAGGAGAGUGGGGCAGAAGAGCCUGCCCACAGGGAGCACACUGAGGUGCCAGAGGUCAAAGAGGAGGCACUCCUAGCAAAGGAGAGCAGGAUGGUGGCUGAGGGCUCAGAUGUCCUUUACCAAGAAUCCAAGCUGGAUGAUGCUCCUCUAAGAAACCAUCUAGACCCCAGCCUGUCUUUGUUCUCACAGGAUAGUCCUCAGCAGCAGGAUGGGCACAACGUUCUCUCUAGUUCACUCCAGGCUCCCCUCAGGGGAGAGGACUCCCAGGAGGUCCCUGUGGAACAGCCUCAAGUAGAGAAUUUUGCAGAGGCCAGGGAAAAUGUAGCUCCUGCUCUCCCGGUAGAUGCAAAAGUUGGCCUUGGUACCUCACAGUCUAGUUCUCUGCUGCCUUCCCAAGUCCCAUUUGAGACAAGAGGACCACACACGAACAGCUCCAUGCACAUGUUACUAGAAGAUAAGGUAAAGUCAGAGAGUGGGCCCCAGCUCCAUCACAGACCUUGCCUGGCAAGCAGUGGUAGGUUCAGUGGCAAGGACAUGCUUCCCAUGGCUCCAGAGCCCAGGUCUGCUGAGAGGCCCCAAUGGGACUCUGUGCUAUAUAGGACUUCAUCCCCUGGCAACACCCUCAGCCUGAUGCGGGCUCCUUGUGCCUUGCCGUUAGACAAAUGUAGACAGGGAAUUGUGUGCAACGGUGCCCUAGAGACUGAAAACAAGGCUUCAGAACAGCCUUCAGGGUUUGGCACCCUUCAGAAGUACCCCACACCCAAUGGGCACUGUGCCAAUGGGGAGGCUGGGAGGAGUAAGGACUCCCUGAGCCACCAGCUGUCUGCCACAGUCUGCAGCUCUGCUCACUUGUACUCAAGGAACUUGCACCACAAGUGGCUGAAUAACCACUCAGGGAGGCCAUCCACUACCAGCAGCCCUGACCAGCCUUCCCGCAGCCACCUGGAUGAUGAUGGCAUGCCUGUAUACACAGACACAAUCCAACAGCGUCUGCGUCAGAUAGAGUCUGGCCACCAGCAGGAAGUGGAGACCUUGAAGAAACAAGUCCAGGAGCUGAAGAGUCGCCUGGAGAGCCAGUACCUGACCAGCUCCCUGCGCUUCAAUGGGGACUUUGGAGAUGAAGUGACUUCAAUCCCCGACUCGGAAAGCAAUCUGGAUCAGAACUGUUUGUCUCGCUGCAGCACAGAGAUUUUCUCUGAAGCCAGCUGGGAGCAGGUGGAUAAACAGGACACUGAGAUGACCCGUUGGCUCCCUGACCACCUGGCUGCCCACUGCUAUGCCUGUGACAGUGCCUUCUGGCUCGCCAGCAGGAAGCACCACUGCAGGGACACUGACCGUGUUGAUCAAACGUGGAAUUGUGGGAACGUAUUCUGCUCCAGUUGUUGUAACCAGAAGGUUCCAGUUCCUAGCCAGCAGCUGUUUGAACCCAGUCGAGUGUGCAAGUCUUGCUAUAGCAGCCUCCAUCCCACAAGCUCCAGCAUUGACCUUGAACUGGAUAAGCCUAUUGCUGCCACUUCAAACUGAAGCUCAGUGACCUGGGGUGGCAGAGGCCAUGCUGCUGUUCUUUAACAGGCUCAUCCAGAGCCUGGGCAGUCAGAGAGGCCCAUACACUUUGGAAUGGGGGCACAGAACAACCUGUACAGAGAUUGGGAUGUACCACUGGAUUGUAAAUUGAUUUUUGUUUCAUCUUCCCUUCCUUUUCCACACUCCCUCUUUGCCUUCUAAAAAGAAAAAUGUCCCCAGUUGUCUUCUUCUUUUUUUUUUUUUUUUUUUGAAAUGGAAGCCCAGAGGUUGCCAGGCCCUAUAACUGCUGAGCUGUUUGCUGUCAGGCAUGCUGGGGGAUGGCUCAGUGCUUCCCAGUGGAAGGAGCCAGAAUGAAGAAUGAGACAGCAAGACAGAAAGUCAGCCUACCAUUAGUGACCAUUCCUCACAUCACAGCUGUGUCAGAGCUGACUGGUAACCCUUUGCUGCUGGGGAGGCUGGAAGGACCUUUCUGGAGAGUGCUGUUCCUGAGAGAGACAGGGCCAUCCCACCUCAUAGAUAAGAACAGGAUGGCAUUGGGAAGAAGGGCACAUAGAGGCACCCCACAGGCCUCACUUAGAAAAGAGAGGUAUGUGCUUCUUUUGAGUUACUGAGGGACUGGGUGGCUGACAUGUUGGCCCACAUGGAUUCCAUCUUUAACUUGGACCAGAUUGGGUAGGGCUCCCUUUGCCUCCUUUGGCUUCCUAAACACCUAAAGGUGCAGACUGGCCAGAAUGCAGUGUCCUGCUGAUGUGGUCAAGGCCUGCACUGAGCUAGGCACCUGUGAGCUCUCUCUGGGGCCUGGUCCCACAAACAAUCUCUUCCUCGGCCAACACAGGGAAAUCCAGACUCAGGGUUCCACAAGUCCCCCAUUCCUAAAGCAGACCAAUCAUGCAUCUUCCCCUUGAGGGACAGAGUCCCACAGUUACAAAGCUCUCCACACAAUCAGCCCUCCUCUUCUGCUACUUCUGGGGGCAGAAGGAAGGACCCAGGAGUCCUCUGUCCUGCUUCUGGCUGUCUUGAGUGGUCACAUGUCUGGCUUUUGCUACCAGUGAAGAGUCACUUGGUGACUUUAGGGUUCUUAGAAAAUAGCAUGAGGAGAUUUGGGGUACCUUUCCUCAGUGACCUUUGAUGUGGUCCAAAAAGAGCCUUAAACCAGUAAUUAUCUGUGGUGGAGGUGGGUGUGGGAAGGGUGGAGGGCAGUUCUGGUUUGUGCUUUGAAUUGCUGGCAUCUAUGUUUGUGCCUUCCCCACCCCCGGGGCCAUGCUUGGCUCUGCUAAAAGCCGCAAACAGAUAACAGAGCAAUUGUAGUGUGAGGGCUGGGUGAGGUUGGGGGGACACCUCAGUUCUAGCCUGGCCUGUGUCCAUGCCCCUCUUCUUUGGAAACUGUUACCUGGCCAUGGGUGUUCUGUGUCUCAGGAAGGUGGUUCUGCAUGUUCCCGAGUGGGUGCAAGAAGCCCAGAAGCCUUUCCUAGCACUGUUGGCUGAACCGAAGCCCAGGGUAUCAGAGCAUUGCUCAUUCCUCCAGCAGCAAGUCACGCAGAGGCCUCGUCUAGUGAAACAGGGUGAAGUUUUCCUCCAUGCUUGCUGUGGUCUGGAGGUGCGGGUGGGGGAAGGAUGGCAUAACUGAAGAUUGUGAAGUUCCUAGUGACAGGUGCCAAGAGGUUAUGAUACGGGUUUCUUGGGUCUGUUGUACAGUGUGAAUAAAUGCUUGCAGCUCUUAGCCCUUUUUGAUCAAUGAAGCACUUUUUUAUUAAUAUUUUCUUUGUAUGUAAAGGAGGAACCGUAACUCCGUAGCUGUACAUAUAACCCUUUUCUCCUAAAGAGGAGUCAGUGCUCCUAUAUUUUUCAUUUUUUUGUCAAAGCAAGAAGUAAAUACUUUAGAAUUGUUAAAUAUAUAGAUAAAGUGAAUAAAGUUGAGUGUCCGCACGGUG
Messenger RNA from Peromyscus californicus insignis, 5901 nucleotides. RefSeq names its product myotubularin related protein 3 (gene Mtmr3). The record is from RefSeq and is a predicted model, not a curated record. The transcript is spliced from 20 exons. Gene Ontology annotation, biological process: regulation of autophagy; dephosphorylation. Gene Ontology annotation, molecular function: phosphatidylinositol-3-phosphate phosphatase activity; metal ion binding; phosphatidylinositol-3,5-bisphosphate 3-phosphatase activity. Lineage: Eukaryota; Metazoa; Chordata; Mammalia; Rodentia; Cricetidae. The coding region runs from base 263 to 3970 and encodes 1235 amino acids.